AUGGAACGUCAAGGAUUGAAUCAACCACCCAUGCUCUACAGUAUGGAUUUCGCUCAAUGGAAGCUUCAAAUGAGAUCCUUUAUAUAUGGUAUUGAUUUUCAUGCAUGGAGAAGCGUUGAACGUGGAUGGAAACCUCCAAUGAAAGAUGUUAAUUCAAAAGGUACUGAGGGGACAUCCAUUGGUGAAUUAAAAGAUGAAGACGAGUGGACUGAAAAAGAGAUUAAGGCUAGUGAAGGAAAUCACAAGGCUCUUAAUGCUCUAUAUGCGUCAAUGAGCAGAGAAGAAAGGAAAAGAGUUCAGAAUUGCGUUACAGCCAAACAGGUUUGGGAUAAACUUUGUGUUUUAAAUGAAGGUAAUGAUAUUGUAAAAGAACAAAGAUUACAACAAUAUUAUUCUGAAAUCGAUGCCUUAAAAAUGAGAGAUGAUGAAACUAUUGAUGAUUUUUAUAGUCGUUUUACUGAUCUCUCUAGUUUAUGUGAAAGCCUUGGAAGACCGUUACAAGAAUCUGAUAUUGUAAGAAAAAUAUUACGGUCUCUUCCAAAGUCUUACAGGAUGAAAAAGACAACGAUUCAGGAACAAUAUAAUCUCAACACAUAUUCUGUGGACUUAUUGAUUGGAAACUUGAAGGCUUGGGAGAUGGAGCUUGAAGAGGAUGAAAGACCGAAAGGUAUGAAUUCUAAAAAUAUUGCUUUAAGUGUUACAAAAAAUCCUAAAUCAAGCUCUGAGGAAGCUGAAAAUAAUGAACAGUUGAUUUUGGAAUUUGAAAAAUUUUUGAGUCAGAGAAAGUCAAAUUCAAAUGAACAAAAUAAUCAGAAUUCUAGGAGGAAUUUUAAUGGAAAUAAUAGGCGUUUUGAGAAACGUAAAGAUAAUUACUCACAAAAGAAGUAUGAGUAUGGAAGUAGUAGUAAUAAUAAUAAGAAGUGUUAUACUUGUGGUGGCAUUGGCCACGUUGCUACUAACUGUGGAAAUAAGAAAUUUGAUUCAGGUAAUAAGGCUUACAAGUCCUCUUGGAGUGAUGAUGAUGAUAGUUCCCCAAAAAGGGACAAAAUUUUUGCUCUUGUGUCUUCUUUCUCUUUAGAUUAUGCAGGUUCAAAAACUGAGGAUGAAAAGGAUCAAGAAGAAGAUGAAGAAAACAGCUAUGAGGAUAAUGAGAUGUUUGAAUAUCAAGCAAAAGUUAUCAAGGCUGCUGAGAAAAUAUCAGAAAAGAAUAUUCUAUUAAAGCAACAAGUGGAGAAGCUGGAAGGUGAAAAAAUAGAAUGGGAAGUAGAGAAACUGAACCUGAGAAAGAAAAGUGACAAUGGUGAUCAUGUGCUUGAAAGAAAACGGCUUCUAGCAAAAAUUCAAAUGCUCCAGGAUGAGGUAAUCGAAAAAGACAAUCUAAUUGAUUUAUUAAACUCUAAACUUAGCAAGUUGCAGAUUUUGCUUGAUGGAACAGAUAACAAGGUUGGAAAAUUUCAAAAUAGUUCGAAAUCGUUAUCUGACAUUUUGAGUUCAGGGAAGAGCUACAAUGAUAGAACCGGACUUGGAUAUACUGGCUCAAAGGCAAGUGACACAUAUAUUGGAGAACAUGAAAAAACUGAGAAUAUUCAGACUUCUUUCAAUUCAAAAGUGAUCAAGUCGAAUGACAUAUAUGAGAAAGAUAUUAAAGAUAUUCGAAGUAAGUUGGAACAACAUGGUCAGUUUUUACGUGAUAUUUCUCACUUUGUUGGUUUAUCUAAAUCUUAUAAAGAAACUAAGCAGGAUGUGAAAAAGACUCAAAGAUAUCCAGAUUAUGAAUCUGAUGAUAAAGAAACUAGAACUGUAAUUGACUUUAUAAAUGUAACUGCUGAUCAUUAUGUGGAUUUGUCUGAAUUAUCUGAUGAUGGGUUACCAAGAACUAAUAAUACAAAUGUGCAGUCACAGGGAGGAUCAAGAGAAGUUGAUAAAAGUUUACAACCUGCAACAAAAUUUUGUACAGUUUUUAAACAGGUUCAAAAAGAUAAUUCAACUAGAGAUGUCAUUGGAGAAGGCGUUCGGACCAGAGGAAGGACAAUGGAAAUUGCGUCACACAAAGGAGAAAACACAGAAAGCUCCGACACUGAAAAUGUGGAAAUUAACAAAGCUCUAGUAAGUUUUAUUAAAGAGAAAGUUAAAGGAACUAAUGUCUAA
Molecule: messenger RNA, 2148 nt
Organism: Argentina anserina (silverweed cinquefoil)
Lineage: Eukaryota; Viridiplantae; Streptophyta; Magnoliopsida; Rosales; Rosaceae
Exons: 3
Coding region: 1-2148 (715 amino acids)
Molecular function (GO): zinc ion binding; nucleic acid binding
Source: RefSeq, a predicted model, not a curated record